AUGAGGGCGCUGCUCCUGCUCUGCUGCUUCCUGGCCUCGCUCCUGCUCUCAGGACAAUCAGAACUGCAAGUCCCUGCUUCGGGUGGCACAGAAGAUGUUGGCAAUUUGUUGGAGAAUCAUUUCUCUGCUGGAGACGCAAGUCUAGAGGAAAAAGAAAGGGCGCUUAAUGCAGAUGCGGCCCCUGGAGACAAGAAUCUGCUCCUUCACUACCCAGACCACAGGGAGGCUGAGAGCUCGGAGCAGACCGCCACCGGGGCCCCUCCUGCUGACACUGGCCCAGGCCCCGAGCCAGAAGCCAGCCUCUCCAAUGCCUCAGCCUCAGAGUCAGCUCCACCUGGGGAUGCUACAGGGACUGGGGAGGAAGAGAAGGGGCCACCAGUGGCAGGCACCCUCCUUCCAGGAGGGGAUAAGGGUCCCGUGGAAGAGGAGAGACCAGAGCUCAGUUUGGGAGAGGGACCAGGAGAGGAAGAGGCUGGGCUGGGGCAUCCCACUUUGGGAACUUCCAGUGGGGAGGCAGAGGGACAGGAGGAGAGUGACAAGGAAGCCAGGGGAGUCCUAGGAGACAGCUCCAUGCAGGGAGCAGUAUCAGGGGUGACAGAGCCUGAAGCCUUGGGAGCCUCUCCUAGGGAAGAGGAUAAAGAGGCCCACACCCCAGAGGCAGAAGGCAAGGGCAGCCCAGGGCCUGAUCACCAGCUGGUAGAGCCAAAUGGAGCCCCCAUCACCACAUCUGCUGGAGAAGAGUCAGAGAGUGACAAGGACACAGAAGCUGGGGAGGGGGCUGAGGACCAGCCACAGCCCCAGGCCGAUGAUGCCCUGGAGGCAGAAGGCGAGGGCAUCCCAGAGCCUGACCACCCACCAGCAGAGCUAGAUGGAAUCCCUGUGGCCACACCUAUGGGAGUAGAGUUGGAGGCUGAACCGGACACAGAAGCCGGGGAGGGGUCCAAGAACCUGGGGGAACCCAGCCUCAGCCAGGAGGCUGGCCUAGCCACAGAGGCCAGUGAAGCGUCUGGGGAUGCCCAGAGCUCCAGCACCAGGGAGACCCAGGAGGACCUUCCCCCUGAGGGCUGGGCACCAGGGAUGCCUGAGGAGGAGCCAGAUGAGGCCUCCUCUGAAGAAGAGGGUGGUGAAGAAGGUGAAAGUGAGGAGGAAGGAGGAGUUCCAUCCAAAGAAGAGUCUGGAGAAGACAGUGGCGAUGGGGCUAGCUCAGAAGAGGAAGGGGGCACCUCCCAGGAGGCUGGGGAGCCCCAGGAAGCAGCAGAAGCCACGAACUCUGGGCAGGAAGGGGCCCAGCUUGGCACAGAGGGAUUAAAUACAGGGUCUGAGGGUGGCGAGGCCCAGGACUCUGAUGCAAAGGAGCCGGAAGAGGGACAUCAGGGGAGGGGGAAUCCUGUAAUUGCUCCUCAGGAAGAAACGGAGGAUGUGAGUGAAGAAGCCCCAAUGAGGGACCGCUCCCACAUCGAGACCACCCUGAUGCUGAAUGAGGACAAGCCAGCUGAUGAUUACUCAGCGGUGCUGCAGCGGCUUCGAAAGAUCUACCAUUCAUCCAUCAAGCCCCUGGAGCAGUCUUACAAAUACAAUGAGCUUCGGCAGCAUGAGAUCACAGAUGGGGAGAUCACUUCCAAGCCAAUGGUGCUGUUCCUGGGACCAUGGAGCGUUGGUAAAUCCACCAUGAUAAACUAUCUUCUUGGGUUAGAAAACACUCGCUACCAGCUCUAUACAGGUGCUGAGCCCACCACAUCUGAGUUCACGGUACUGAUGCACGGGCCCAAGCUGAAAACCAUCGAGGGCAUCGUCAUGGCCGCUGACAGUUCCCGAUCCUUCUCGCCCCUCGAAAAGUUUGGCCAGAAUUUUCUGGAGAAGCUGAUUGGUAUUGAGGUUCCUCACAAACUUCUGGAGCGGGUCACUUUUGUGGAUACACCAGGCAUCAUUGAGAAUCGCAAACAACAAGAAAGAGGAUACCCCUUCAACGAUGUGUGCCAGUGGUUCAUCGAUAGAGCCGACCUCAUCUUUGUUGUCUUUGACCCCACCAAGCUGGAUGUGGGUCUGGAGUUGGAGAUGCUCUUUCGCCAGCUGAAGGGACGUGAGUCUCAGAUAAGGAUCAUCCUGAACAAGGCUGACAACCUGGCCACACAGAUGCUCAUGCGAGUGUAUGGGGCCCUCUUCUGGAGCUUGGCCCCUCUCAUAAAUGUCACAGAGCCUCCAAGGGUUUAUGUCAGCUCCUUCUGGCCACAAGACUAUAAACCUGACACUCACCGGGAACUGUUCCUCAAAGAAGAGAUCUCCCUUCUAGAAGACCUGAACCAGGUGAUUGAAAACAGGUUGGAGAACAAGAUUGCUUUCAUCCGCCAACAUGCCAUUCGGGUCCGCAUUCAUGCCCUCUUGGUUGACCGCUAUCUGCAGACUUACAAGGACAAAAUGACCUUCUUCAGUGAUGGAGAACUGGUCUUUAAGGACAUUGUGGAAGAUCCUGAUAAAUUCUACAUCUUUAAGACCAUCCUGGCAAAGACCAAUGUUAGCAAGUUUGACCUUCCCAACCGAGAGGCCUACAAGGACUUCUUUGGCAUCAACCCCAUUUCCAAUUUCAAACUCCUCUCUCAGCAGUGCUCCUACAUGGGAGGUUGCUUUCUGGAGAAGAUAGAGCGGGCCAUCACCCAGGAGCUUCCCAGCCUCCUGGGUAGCCUCGGGUUGGGGAAGAAUCCAGGUGCUCUCAACUGUGACAAAACAGGGUGUAGUGAAACCCCAAAGAAUCGCUACAAGAAGCACUAGAUAGUGUGUAGCUCUUCUCGGGUCCCUGUUGGUGAAUGAGCUUGUGUCCUGUCUGAGAAGUCCUGGUUUAUUAACCCUUUGAGCCACACUGGUGAGAAUCAGUACACACUGGAGAUUUGGGAGUUUUGUUGAGGCCUGUGGUAGGUGAAGGUGUGUGGGUCUAGGGAGGAGAGCGGAAACUGUGAAUUAUAGUGUGCUUUUCUUGUUGCUUCAGUUAGGAGGCCUGAUUGAGGCAAAUCAGGCUCUACUUGCUUUUCCUGGGUCCUGUCUUGAAGGGACAGAGAGCAGCUAAAUUCUAGUGUAUACUAAAUGAGGGUCAAAUAAGCUAAACACAGCCUGAGUGAAGAGGGCUCUCAGGUCCAUGUUGGCUCCUUCCACACACGGUCUUCUGUUUGUUCCCCAAACCUCCUCUACUCCCUCCCAAGCUUAGGCUGACUUUCAAAGGCAGAUAGCCUCUUGGAUCUAAAUUUACCUGAAUUUUGAGCCUGUCCCCAGUACCUCUUCCCUGUUUCUCCAUAACACUAAGAGAGAACAGGAGUGCCUAGGUCAGGGUGAGGAUCUGCCUCCCAAAUGCCAUUUCUGUGAUGUCCCAGCUGGGGAGCUCAGACCCAUCACUGGCCCCAAGAGGUGGUGAGUGGGUGGUGGACUCAGGCUGUUCCCUCUUGGAAGUAACUUAAGUGAGGGUACUGGAAGGGCUCAGAGGGUUAAUUGGUUUGCAGUGUGUCUUUGUCUAUUGCAUGUCUUGGAAAACUCAGAUCCCAAAGGUGUUGGGUUCAGAGUGGACAAUGGAGACUUUGUUCCUUGUCCUUAGGGACUUUGCUGGGCAGUCAGCCUCUCCCAAAUUUAGGAAGAGGCUGUUCCACAAUUUCUCUGUGGAAGUACUUGGCAGAAAAGUUGUUUCUUCAGUUUCCCAUUACUAUGGCUUUUCCUUUCUUUUCUUCUCCAUUCCCUGAUGCACCAACACUUAAACCAGAGAAACUUCCUACAGUGAGAACCAGCACCAGCCAUCUGGCAUCAGUGGCAACUGAAGCUUAGGGUUUAGCAUCCACCUGUCCUUGACAUGGAUAGCUAUGGACUGUACCACAGGACAUCCAGGGCUUUCAAACACCAGUGAGUGUGGAUAUGUGUGUACAUCAUCCAAGAGAGGUCAGGAAGAUGACAAACCUGAGGCCACAGAGAAAGAACUCAUCAUGAGAGUCCUGCAUGGCCGGCAAGCACUGUCCCCUUGGAGGGACACAGAGACCCAGUGGAUAAGUGCCCUUUGAAGGGAGCAUGUACUGUGAGAUGUGUGCAUACAGGGAUAGCCCAGGCCUGCCUUGAAGGGCUCCUUUUGAAGGUCACAUCUGGCCACUCCUCUUGGGAGCAAGCUAUCCUUGGGUCCUUAAUCCUAUCCUGGGUCAGGACCCACCAGCACUGGGUAGUCAUCUGGAUCAGAAGGAAAUUUUGAGAAAAAGGUUGAUUAGGCAAUGUAAGUAGAUUGGUGAUCAGAUGGGGUCCAGAAAGAACCCCAAUUUGAUUUAGUAUUGCUCAGAAUUCGGAGCAGUCCCAUGCCUGCUGCAAGAGAGGCUGCUGCUUUGGACUUUAUGGAGGAUCCAGAUCCUCUCACAGAGAGCCAGAGGCUCCAAAGCCACCAGGACACUGUUUCAAGGAGCAAGCCAACUGGAAAAGAAAAUCGAGUUCUGUAAGGGACAUCCAUGAAGCCUGGUAGCUGGGGCAGAUGAGUUGCAAUCUGUCCUUGGACUUUUCUUCUCCCUCAAAUGAACAGCCCCAACCCCUUGGCCUCACUUCCAAAUCACUUAUCCUCUUGGAAGACUAUCCUUCCUGCCUGUCUCUUUCACACUGCUCAUCCCUGUUGGUUGCUUUUGGUGAAUCUGUUUUUUUCUUAAUGCAGUCAGGGAAAUAAAAAGUUCAGGACUAUAUGGGCCUUUUUUUUAGCUGUGAUGUCACCAUCAUUUUGGGAAGCAGGGGGGAUGAAGCUAAUCAGUUCAUGCAAUAUUAGUAUUUUAGGGAGGCUAUAUUAUCAGUGUGUCCUCCCACUUUUGGAUUUUUCUUUUCUCCACCUAUUUUCCUUUUCUUCUUUCUUCUUUCUCUCCAUUCUGUUCCUCUCCUCACUGUCUGCCUUACCUUUCCUUGACUGCCCAUAGGCCUGUUGAUCAAUCAACACAGGUUCUAAGUGCCCGUUCUUUGCCCAGCUCUGUGGAGGAUUCUGACUCUUAAGGAUGAUGGGUCUGGGAACUGGGGAAACUUGGGACCCAGAGAUUCCCCAAGAGGGGUCCCUGUGAAUAUUUGUGAAGGAAUAGGGGCUGACCCUUUCCAGUGACCUUUAGAUUCUGACUUUACCAGGGAGAAUAUUUCAAUAAAGUUCCUAUCUCUUUAACAUCUUCUCCUUCCUGAUUGUCUCCAGCAAGGUGAAUCUCUGAUCUUGCUUUUAUGUAGGAGAAUGUACUCAUUUUUAGAUUUCUUGGGGAUAGGUUGGGAGUUGAUAAAGUGCUUAUUCUUGGUUUGGAUGCUUUCUGGCACCCUCCUUUGGUAGCUCCCUCCUGCUUCCAGCCUCCCAGGUAUUGAAGAUGGCUUGUUUUUUCAGCAGUCAUGAAAUAAGGCCUAUUCCCUUUAGAAAUAGGGGUCAUUGAAAUUUUUAUCUCCAGAUCCCUCACAGAGAUGGCUCAGGUAACUAUACCAGUCAGCCCAUGCCCUCUGCCGUUCAACUGCCUCCAGAUGCCCAUAGCCAUGGUGGAGGAAGCCUGAGGUCUGCAGGAAUGGUGAGGAUGGCUGCCUCCCCUGGCUGCUCCAGAAAGUGAUUGCCCUCUCCACCUGGUAUGGGCAUGGGCCUUCUGUUUGUUACCUUCUGAACACAUCCUGGAUUGCCCUUCCCAGCCCAAUUUGCUCUUUUCAGUGUCCUGGAAAUUCAGCAGUGCUCUUGAAUUUUGAAGUUUUCCCUCUGGUAUCCUCCAAGAAAUUUCACAUCUUUGCUUGAGAGUUGGCUUUGAAAGAGAAAGAACAGGGCCCUGGCGAAGAGGUAGGAGGUUGGAAUGAACCAAAAAGGGAGAGCUGGACCUAAAAAUCCAGGCCAUUGCCAUACAGUUGUGCCCAAGAGGAUGCCAGACUCAGGUGACAUCCCUGGGUACUCCAGGGUGCUCCUGGCUUAGCAGUGGCUGGACUUAGGGCUGAGUGAGUGGAGUCACGCUCUCCUUUAUUUGCUUCCUGAUCAGGGAAAGUCUAUAUGCAGUCCACAGUCUUUGAGCAACUGAGCAACCUGACCUACUAAAGUCACUGCUGCUCACCUGCCCCACCUCACCUUCUCCUACCCAUUGUUGGAGAAAUUGAGUGCUUUCCCUCCAAGAGAAAAGUCACACAAAGUUGGUGGUUUUUUAUUUUUAUUUUUUAGUUGUUGAUGGACUUUAUUGUCUUUAUUUUUAUGUGGUGGUGAGAAUUGAACCCAGUGCCUCAUACAUGCCAGGCAAGCACACUACCACUGAGCCACAACCCCAGCCCCAAAGUCGGUUUUGAAUAGAAAUGUAAUAAUCCGCUGGAUCUGUCUUCAAAAUUGUGCUAUUUCACAAACCUCAUAACCCUAUCACCUUUAGGUUAAGUCUGCCUUUAGGGUGCUAGAGCAACCAAACAGAAAAUGGAGAAAGCAAAACAGAGGCUAUUCUAAACAUAGCCAGGUAAUGUGAGGGGUUCGAAUAUAAAGAGUGAAUUUAAGGGUCAUGUCAUUGGAACAUUACAAGUAGUUAUACAAAUAAGGGGCAUGCAAAAACAUACAUGUGAAGUUCUUAUGUAUUGGAAAACAGAUGUGGGUGUGCAAUUUUGUGGCCAAAUGAUGCCUAAGUACCUAGUCCAGUGUUCAACACCUAGGAACUCUUUACCUGACCCCAAACCUUUUGUUCCCCUUUUUUCACAUGGUUUCUGGGAGAGUAAAGAAAGGUAACUAUG
This is a messenger RNA of Ictidomys tridecemlineatus (thirteen-lined ground squirrel), 6699 nucleotides long. The record is from RefSeq and is a predicted model, not a curated record. NCBI's taxonomy places the organism in Eukaryota, Metazoa, Chordata, Mammalia, Rodentia, Sciuridae.